Messenger RNA from Syngnathus typhle (broad-nosed pipefish), 2705 nucleotides. RefSeq names its product sodium-dependent neutral amino acid transporter B(0)AT2-like. Gene Ontology annotation, biological process: sodium ion transmembrane transport. The record is from RefSeq and is a predicted model, not a curated record. Gene Ontology annotation, cellular component: membrane. NCBI's taxonomy places the organism in Eukaryota, Metazoa, Chordata, Actinopteri, Syngnathiformes, Syngnathidae. The transcript has 12 exons. Bases 134 to 2098 code for a protein of 654 amino acids.
GAGGACUUUAAUGUGAGUUGUGUUGCCUUCAGUGCCCAAGCGUGCGUAGGAUUAUAGGCAAGAACGCUUUGUUAGCUUUCAACAACGUACAGUCGAACUAAUUGCUGUAAGUAUAAUAAAACAGAGAAAUUGGAUGACGAUCAGAUACUUUCAGAUGGAGAAACACCUCUCUGAGGUGGAGACCAGCUUCCAAGAAGUGAACCCUGAUGCUUCCGAGCCUAACGCCCGAGCAGGCUGGAACAGUAAAAUUGAGUACUUUCUGGCCCAAGUAGGAUUCAGCGUUGGGCUUGGCAAUGUCUGGAGGUUUCCAUAUUUGUGCCAUCAAAAUGGAGGGGGUUCUUUUUUGUUGCUCUACGUGCUGAUGAUGCUUCUUGUGGGUAUUCCCUUGUUCUUCCUGGAGCUGGCUGCCGGUCAGGCCAUCAGACAGGGAAGCAUCGGUGUAUGGAAGUCCAUCUCGCCCAGGCUUGUGGGAAUUGGCUACUCCAGCUGUGUGGUGUGCUUCUUUGUAGCGCUCUACUAUAACGUAAUCCUGGCAUGGAGCCUUUUCUACCUUGGCAACUCCUUUCAGUCACCUUUACCUUGGACGUCGUGUCCAGAGGAGGUCAACACAACAGAUAGUGAAUGUAAGGCCAACUCCACCACGUCCUACUUCUGGUACCGUAAAGCGCUAAACAUCACGGACAGCAUCAAUGAUGUGGGCUCCUUCAACCCGUACAUUGUGGCCUGUCUGCUGGCCGCCUGGGUCAUUGUUUGCUUGGGAAUGUUCAAGGGGAUCAAGACCUCCGUCAAGGUGAUGUACUUCUCCUCAAUCUUUCCCUACGUGGUGCUGUUCUGCUUCCUGGUGCGAGGUCUUCUCCUUGAAGGGGCCUUGGAUGGAAUCUCCUACAUGUUCUACCCCAAGUUGGCGAUCUGGGGAGACAUGCAGGUGUGGCGCCAGGCGGCCACGCAGGUCUUCUUCGCUCUGGGCCUGGGUUUCGGUUCCAUUAUCGCUUACUCCUCCUACAAUCCCCGAAACAACAACUGCCACCGUGACGCCUACACCGUGUCUUUCAUCAACUUCUUCACGUCGGUGCUGGCCACCCUGGUGGUGUUUUCCGUGCUCGGCUUCCGUGCCAAUAAGAUCACCGCGGAGUGCGUCGUGAGUAACCUGAAGCUGCUGUUGGCGCAGGUCCAAAACGGAGACGUGGACCAAAACAUGUUGCCAAGCUUCAACCACUCGGACCUCGGCUCUUUGGGCCUGGUCGCGUACCGCGACUGGUUCAAACAACACGGAAGCCACAUCCCGGGGAACUUAACUGACUGUAACCCGGAAAAGGAGAUGGAGAAGGGGGUGCAGGGGACUGGCCUGGUUUUCAUCGUCUUCACAGAGGCCAUGUCACUGUUGCCCGGCAGCCCCUUCUGGUCUGCGCUCUUCUUCCUCAUGCUGCUCAACCUGGGCCUCAGCACCAUGUUCGGCACCAUGGAAGGCAUCCUGGCGCCGCUCACCGACCGCUUCAAGACUCUGGCAAACAACAAGACCAAACUCACAGUUUUGAGCUGCCUCGUCGGCUUCCUGAUCGGCCUGCUCUUCACUCAGCGUUGCGGGAACUACUUUGUCAUGAUGUUUGACGAUUACUCGGCCACCUUGCCGCUCAUCAUCGUGGUGGUGUUUGAGAAUUUCAGCGUGUCUUGGCUGUACGGAGCGGACAGGUUUUUGGACGACAUCGAGGAAAUGCUGGGUUGGCGUCCGUCUGUGGUCUACAAGUAUCUGUGGAAGUACAUUUGUCAGCUGGCCAUGUUGACACUGCUGGCGGCCACAUGCAUUCGCAUGUUCAUCAAAACGCCAACUUACAUGGUGUGGAAUAAAGAGACGUCUUCCGAGAUUGCCGUGCCCUACCCAGGCUGGGCUCUGGCCGUCUUAGCCUCGCUGAUCAUCUUCGCAAUGCUGCCCGUGCCGGUCGGCUUCUUCUACACGCUUCACCGGGACAGGAAGUUAAGAGAGCCUCGCUCUGGCAUGGUAACACUCAAUGAGUACAGAGUUGUUAGCACCAAGUGUGAAACCCCCCUGAACGACUUGACCGACGUCGGCCCAUGGCACCGCGAUUCGGGUUCAAACUGAUCUCGCUUAUUCGCAAUCGUGUUUUGUAUCAGGACAACAGGACCGACCCAAAGGUAACAUUUGGAUGUUAUAUUGUUAUUACACGAAAUGGUUGAUAUUGCAGUACUACAUUUCUGAGCUCAAGUAAUGUGAGCUGUUCAGUCGUUGGCGAGAUCAACCUGUCCGCUUCGACCGUUCAGGAAUUUUUUGCUCUUAUAUCCAAGUUAAGAAGCGUAUUUAUUUUUCAAGGCAUCUGUCAAGUCAGUUUCAUUCCACAGGUCAAGAGUUUGUUUCUCAGAUGGACACCAGCAGACAAAUUCCAAUGCAUAGUGUGCCGUGUUGAAUUGUUGUAGGUUUGCGAUAUUUUCUACGUCUGUUUUGCCUUGGCAUUGUUUUGAAGGUGUUCGGUGUACAGGUGAGAAAGUUAUGAACAAAAGUGAUUUAUUGAUGCCAGUAUGCAAAUGGCAAGUGCCUUUUUCCAGGGGAAACAAAAGUGCCAUGUACAGUUUAAACAUUUCCUGUGAAUUAUUUUCAAAGAUGUACAGAAGAUAGAGUAAUGCCUUUUAUGUAACAUUGUUAUGAAAACAUGUUUCUCAUUAAAGUGGUUCUUUGAACUGUUUUAUAACAA